AUGGAGGAGAAAACAGUGAAGACAGAGAAGACAAUGAAGGCGGACGCUGUCUGCGGUGAAGAUGGUUUCUCGCCAUCCAAAACAAAUGUCUCGCUGUUUCACUUCACAUCAGGCUCCUCACGGGUGUUCUUACUUGUUUACGUCGAUGACAUCAUUAUGAUGGGAAACAAUUAUGUUCUAGUCAACUCUUUACUUCAACGCUGGGCUACAGCUUUCAAGAUCCGAGACCUUGGCAAACCUGGGUUCUUUUUGAGUAUUGAAACAAUUGCAGUAGAAGGUGGCCUAAUCCUCUCACAGCGGUGCCACAUAACAGAUCUGCUUAACCGUUCCAGGAUGGUAGACUGUAAGCCCCUAGCCACGUCAGCGGCUGUCACACAAGCGUCAAACGGCUUACGUCUCUCAACUUCUGCAUCCGCCGACAUUCACGCUUUUUCAGACUCCGACUGGGCUGGGUGUCCGAUUGACAGAAAGAGCACAAGUGGGUAUGCUGUCUUUUUGGGCUCAAAUCUGAUUUCUUGCCUCUCCAGGAAGCAACGCACUGUGGCUCGCUCAUUCACCGAAGCUGGGUAUAAAGCACUGGCCGAUGUCUCGGCAGAAGUCACGUGGGUUGUCUCAUUAUUACAAGAGCUUGGUUUACAAUCUGGUCAGUCGUCGACUCUCUGGUGCGACAAUCUUGAAGCGACUUAUCUCUGUGCCAAUCCAGUUUUUCACGUCAGGACUAAACAUGUCGAAAUCGAGUAUCACUUCGUCCGCGACUAG
Molecule: messenger RNA, 759 nt
Organism: Ipomoea nil (Japanese morning glory)
Lineage: Eukaryota; Viridiplantae; Streptophyta; Magnoliopsida; Solanales; Convolvulaceae
Exons: 3
Coding region: 1-759 (252 amino acids)
Source: RefSeq, a predicted model, not a curated record